This is a messenger RNA of Schistosoma spindalis, 4192 nucleotides long. Lineage: Eukaryota; Metazoa; Platyhelminthes; Trematoda; Strigeidida; Schistosomatidae. The record is from the annotation of a GenBank genome assembly.
UUUGUAGAAUAAAAUAAACUGACUGUAUUUCACGUCUUUUAUUUGAAUAAAACGAAGUUUUAAACAAAAUAAACAGAAAACUAGUACAAAAGUAAAUUCUUACAUAAAAAUUAUUGUGGUAUUAAAGAGAAAAACAAAAUGAGAAUUUUAAAUGUGAAGUAAAGAAAUAAAAUGUAAAAUAUCUGGAAAAUUGAUAAACUUAACAAAAGCGAAAUCGAAUAAUGUACAAAAGAGUGAAUAUGAAAAAUUACAUCACAGUUAUUGGCCGAUUUAUAUUUCAUAUAAACUGGUCAUUAAUGUAUUAGGUUAUUGUAUGUUGGUGUUUAUUGUGAAAUUAUUCAAAUAAAUAAGAGUUAUUCUAUAAUUCGUAUUCGGUAGAUCAUGAAAUAAAGAAGAGAAAUAUGAAAUUAGGUAACAAAUGCGAAAUAUAGAUUUCGUUCCAUACGAAAAGUAUUUAAUAAAUAGUGCAAUAAUAACAGGUGAUAUACACAAAAAAUUAGUAGGAAUCAACACUUUUUUCGACUUAUUAAUGGUACUAUGGUGUAUGCUACUUAUGUCGACAGACAUAAGUAGUAUGUAACACCAAUCAGAAGUGGAAGGUAUGGCAACAGAAGGCUAAGAAGAACAAAUUGAAGAAAACAGAAAGGGAAAUAGAAACGAAUUGUGACUUUGAUGAAGCAUACGAAACUUGAAAAAUUACAAAUAUCUUUCAAGGAGAAGAUUAUUCGUCAAAUGAGUGAAGAUAUUUAAGUUACUUGAGCUAACAAGGUGUCAUAAAAAUAACGAAUGAGUCAGUUCAGUGAAAACUAGAGUAACACAAAAUAUAUGAACAGCUUGAGUGAUUGAAGAAGAACUGAGAUUUAAACAGUGGUCAAUCAUCAGAGACUAGUCGACCAAGCCAUCACAUCAAUUACCUAGAUAAUAUAAGAAUGAAGUUUACAUUAAUUCACCUUCUCUUCUCACAAUAUCACUCUGUUAUACAGAGUUAACAAAUAUAUAAUUAUCGGCCAAUAUAAAUGGUAGUUGUAUAUAUAAAUAAACCAUUUAAACUCUGCCCUUGGAUUCAGAAGGUCUUCGUUUAGAAGAAUUAUGACGCCUCAUGCUGAAAGCCGAGUUUCUUCGGAAGUCACGAGGCUGAUGCCCCUUCUGACAACCAGAGAAACCAUUUAUUUAGGUACAUCGAAUGCUCGCACAAUGUGGGAGACUAGGAGAGUUUUCCAAAUUGCUGCAGAAACGAGGAGAUACAAUUUAGAGGUGUUUGGGAUCAGUGAAACACAUUGGAUGCAAGUUGGACAACAACGACUAGCUUCAGGGGAGCUGCUGUUAUACUCCGGACAUGAACAAGAAAAUGCUCCACAUACACAAGGAGUUGCAUUGAUGCUGUCCAAACAAGCACAAAAUGCACUUAUAGGAUGGGAAUCUCAUGGACCAAGGAUAAUCAAAGCCUCCUUCAAAACAAAGAAAACGGGCAUUACAAUGAACGUCAUCCAAUGCUACGCGCCUACCAAUGACGACAAUGAAGACGCUAAAGAUCAAUUCUACGAUAGGCUGCAGUCAAUCGUCGAGAAGUGCCCAACAAAGGACCUGACUAUUCUGAUGGGAGACCUAAAUGCCAAGGUUGGAAUUGACAACACCGGAUAUGAAGAGAUCAUGGGACGACACGGACUGGGAGAAAGGAACGAAAAUGGUGAGAGAUUUGCAAAUCUAUGUGCCUUCAAUAAACUGGUCAUAGGCGGGACUAUAUUCCCACAUAAACGCAUACACAAAACCACAUGGACUUCACCGGAUCACAUCACACAGAACCAAAUCGACCAUAUCUGCACCAACAAAAAGUUCAGGAGGACGAUGGAGGACGUGAGAACCAAGAGAGGGGCUGAUAUAGCAUCAGAUCAUCACUUGCUGGUCGCCAAGAUGAAAUUGAAACUCAAGAGGCUCUGGACAACGGGGAGGACAAUAUCACAAAAAUUUAAUACGGUUCUUCUUCGGGAUAAUGACAAACUCAAUAAAUUCAAGAUAACCCUCAGCAAUAAGUUCCAGGCCUUUCAUGAUCUACUCAAUGGAGAAGAAAUUACUAUGGAGAGCAACUGGAAAGAGAUAAAAGAGGCAAUCACUUCAACAUGUCAUGAGGUUCUGGGCCAAAAGAAGCACCACCACAAGGAUUGGAUCACUAUCGAUACACUAGAUAAGAUUCAAGAAAGGAGGAACAAGAAGGCAGCAAUCAAUACCAGUCGAACAAGAGCAGAAGAAGCCAAGGCACAGGCUGAAUAUGCAGAAGUAAACAAGCAAGUGAAGAGGAGCAUCAGAACCGACAAACGUAAAUAUGUGGAAGAUUUAGCAAUGACGGCGGAAAAGGCUGCCAGAGAAGGAAACAUGAGACAACUGUAUGAAACAACAAAGAAACUCUCUGGAAAUCACCGUAAACCAGAACGACCAGUGAAAAGCAAGGAAGGCAAAGUGAUCACCAACAUUGAAGAACAACGAAACAGGUGGGUAGAACACUUCAAAGAACUCUUGAAUCGACCAGCCCCACUGAACCCACCCAACAUCGAGGCAGCACUCACGGACCUCCCAAUUGAUGUUGGCGCACCGACAAUUGAAGAAAUCAGCAUGGCUAUCAGACAAAUCAAGAGUGGCAAAGCAGCAGGACUAGACAGCAUUCCAGCAGAGGCACUGAAAGUAGACGUAGCGGCAACUGCAAGGAUACUCCAAACUCUCUUUAGAAAGAUCUGGGAUGAGGAACAGGUACCAAAAACUGGAAAGAAGGACUUCUUGUCAAAAUACCAAAGAAAGGCGAUCUCAGCAACUGUGAAAACUACAGGGGAAUCACUCUUCUUUCAAUACCAGGAAAAGUCUACAACAGGGUAUUGUUAAACAGGAUGAAGGACUCCGUAGACGCACAACUUCGCGACCAACAGGCAGGAUUCCGUAAGGAUAGAUCGUGCAAAGACCGAAUCGCAACUCUACGGAUCAUUGUGGAACAAUCAAUUGAAUGGAAUUCAUCACUCUAUAUCAACUUCAUUGACUACGAAAAAGGAUUUGAUAGCGUGGACAGAACAACCCUAUGGAAGUUUCUUCGACACUACGGCGUUCCUCAGAAGAUAGUCAAUAUCAUACGGAAUUCCUACGAUGGAUUAAACUGCAAAAUCGUUCAUGGAGGACAGUUGACAAAGUCGUUCGAAGUAAAGACCGCUGUCAGGCAAGGUUGCUUACUCUCACCCUUUCUCUUUCUCCUGGUGAUCGACUAGAUCAUGAAGACGUCAACAUCUGAACGGAAGCACGGGAUACAGUGGACAUCUAGGAUGCAGUUGGAUGACAUGGACUUCGCAGAUGAUCUGGCUCUUCUAUCUCAUACGCAACAACAAAUGCAGGAGAAGACAACCAGUGUAGCUGCAGCCUCAGCAGCAAUAGGUCUCAAUAUACACAAAAUGAAAAGCAAGAUUUUCCGAUAUAACACAGCAUGCACCAAUCCAAUCACAAUUGACGGAGAAGAUUUGGAAGAUGUAAAAACCUUUACAUAUUUGGGCAGUAUCAUCGAUGAACACGGUGGAUCUGAUGCAGAUGUGAAGGCACGGAUUGGCAAAGCAAGAGCAGCAUAUUUACAACUGAAGAAUAUCUGAAACUCAAAACAAUUGGCAACCAACACCAAAGUCAGAAUUUUCAAUACAAAUGUCAAGACAGUUCUACUGUAUGGGGCGGAAACCUGGAAAACUACGAAAUCCAUCGUCCAAAAGAUACAGGUGUUUAUUAACAGUUGUCUGCGCAAAAUACUUCAGAUCCGUUGGCCGGACACUAUUAGCAACAACCUACUGUGGGAGAGAACAAAUCAGAUCCCAGUGGAGGAAGAAAUCAGGAAGAAACGCUGGAAGUGGAUAGGACACACAUUGAGGAAAGAACCGAACUGCGUCACAAGACAAGCCCUCAUAUGGAAUCCUCAAGGUCGAAGGAGGAGAGGAAGACCAAAGAAUACAUUACGCCGGGAAAUGGAGAUAGAUAUGAGAAAAAUGAACAAGAAUUGGAUGGAACUAGAAAAGAAGGCCCAGGACAGAGUGGGUUUGAGAAUGCUGGUCGGCGGCCUAUGCUCCAUUGGGAGUAACAGGCGUAAGUAAGUAAUAUAUAAAUUUAUAGAUUGUUUGAAGUGAAUAAAAGGAUUUCAUCCGCUGUUCAAAUGAGUAUUACACAAUGUGGAUAAAAU